Molecule: messenger RNA, 1288 nt
Organism: Clupea harengus (Atlantic herring)
Lineage: Eukaryota; Metazoa; Chordata; Actinopteri; Clupeiformes; Clupeidae
Gene: gjd6
Product: gap junction protein delta 6
Exons: 2
Coding region: 73-1218 (381 amino acids)
Biological process (GO): cell-cell signaling
Cellular component (GO): connexin complex
Molecular function (GO): gap junction channel activity
Source: RefSeq, a predicted model, not a curated record
CAAGUGGGGCCCGGUGCGCAGCCUGGCCAGGGCGCUUAUCUCUGAAGGAGAAAGGGAUGGCUCCGUGCAGUGAUGGCACCACAGCUCCAGGGCCAGGGCUGGAACAUGAAAGCCCCUGUCCUCAGCAGCGCCAGGGCUAAAGUGGAUCUAUUUCAAGUGGUGCAUUUCAGGAAGGUCUUUCGCAGAGACAUGACGGAGUGGACGCUGCUCAAGCGGCUGCUGGACGCCGUCCACCAGCACUCCACCAUGAUCGGCCGCAUCUGGCUCACCGUCAUGGUCAUCUUCCGCCUGCUCAUCGUGGCCGUGGCCACCGAGGACGUGUACGCCGACGAGCAGGAGAUGUUCGUGUGCAACACGCUGCAGCCGGGCUGCGUGAACGUGUGCUACGACGCGUUCGCCCCCAUCUCGCAGCCACGCUUCUGGGUCUUCCAGAUCAUCAUCGUCUCCACGCCCUCUCUCUGCUUCAUCAUCUACACCUGGCACAACCUGUCCAAGCUGCCCGCGGAGGCCGACGCGGGCAAGGAGAGCCACGACGCGUACGCCCGCAGCUGCGACUCGGACAGCUGCUCCAUCAAGUCACACCGGCACCUGGGCCACAGCCUGGCAGACGUGCUGGAGGGCAUCGCUGCUCAGUGCAACCAGAAGAGCUCUGGGGUCCUCUCCAAGUACUACAUCUUCCAUGUGUGCUUCCGUGCCGCACUGGAGAUAGGUUUCGUCUUUGCCCAGUGGCUGCUGUUUGGCUUCCAGGUCCCGGCACACUUUCUCUGCACAGCUUUCCCCUGCUCCCAAAGUGUGGACUGCUACGUGUCCAGGCCCACCGAGAAGACCAUCUUCCUCAUCUUCAUGUUCAGUGUGGGUAUCUUCUGCAUCUUCCUCAACUUCCUGGAGCUCAACCACCUGGGCUGGAAGAAGAUCACAAUGUCGGUGAGACUGAAGGACAGCUCCUGGAAGGGCUACGAGGCCAUCAACCAGGACAGCCACUCCGUCACCUCGCUCACCUUCAGGGACGUGACCAGCACCACCUCCCUGCCCACUCUUGAUCUGGUGGUGGGCCACAGGCCGGACUGGACCUGUGCUGGGAACUGCACACCGCUGAAGGAGGAGCAGGAGGACAGCCUGCAGAACCCCACAGGGAAUCCGAGAGCAGCACAGUCCCUGAAGAGCAAGACUCACAAAGGACGGAUUUCAAAGCAGAGGAGCACUGAAGUCUGGAUUUAAGUUAUGCACAAUGGAUGAACCCCAAGACUGAAAUGGUUUCAAGUGAAUACGUUUUUUUUUUUUGUAGCAC